CUUGUCGUCUUGUGAUGCACCUGAAUUUCCUGGGAAAUUUCUCUCCUGAUGAGUAGAAAAGUAGAACCAUGCGAUGCUUUAUGCUUACAUAUGUACUGCUCAGAUUGCUCAACUUUCCUAAGCAAAUUAAUCUAGAGCCAGAGAGAGAGGAUGACACAAACUCAGUUGUUUAGCAGUGGGUUAGAGUUGGCAAAUUUCGUGGUGAGCCUUGAUGUCUUGCACGAUGCAUGGACUGCAAUUUGGAGCCUAUACACAGAAAUCAGUCAAAAUGAACGACCAUCUUCCCUCGUGAAAUUCAAAGUUUUUGAGCUACCAAACUGUACCAUCAUAGCUUUUUUCACUUGGCCUGCUAAUAGCAAAGACUAUGUUCAGGGAAAUGGAGGAGGAGAUUUUGUUUCAUCAUCAACUCUUAAGAAGUCUUUUCCUUUCUUCAAUUUCCUGUGCACCAAAGACAACCCAGAGUUCUCCAUUAACAAACCUGCAUUGGAGCUUUUCACCUCCAUUUUUUAUGAGCUCCCGAAAUCUGUGAUGGCCAAUUCCAAACCAUUGAUUAUCACCGGAAACUCUCUGGGAGGAUCUGUUGCCUCUCUCUUCACCUUAUCGCUGCUAGAAAAAUUCAAUUUUUUAACCACCAAACGCCCGCUUUGCAUCACUUUUGGUUCUCCCCUUAUGGGUGAGAAAGGCCUGCAAGAAGCCAUAUCAAAAUACGCAGCAUGGAACUCUUGCUUUUUGCAUGUAGUUUCUAACCAGGAUCCAAUUCCCAGAGUCUUAAUUUCGCAAACCGGUGUUUACAAGCCUUUUGGAACAUUUCUCUUGUGUUCUAAGUUGGGUUGUUCUUGUUUUGAGGACCCUCCAACCAUUUUGGAGUUGUUAAUGGCAACCUAUUCAGGGAAUCCUGAAAAUCAAGAUCCUAAUCUGGUUUUUGAGUCCUAUGGAACAUUUGUGAAGGAUUUCAACCGUAAGGUAAUUUUCAUGGAUACUACAGAGUCAUUUGAUUGGACUACACCACCAUUACGGGCAGCCAUUAUUACACAACUAGCAGCAAUCGGGCUAGCGUCACAACAGCAGCCCCAUAACAUUGACAUCGACACCAUCAUUACAAAGACAGAAAACCAGGAAAAGUUAGCAUUGUUUAAGAAGCAGGUUUUUGAUCCCUCCACGCAGUUGAACAAGGUAAAAGUACAUAUGGCCAACCUAGAAUGGUACAAGAAGGUGGCUAAAGACAAAAAAAUUGGAUACUAUGACAGCUACAAGAAUGUAAGCCACACAAGUGAUCUUGAUGUGGUAAAGGAUAUGAAAACCCUCACAUGUUACUGGGAAGAACUGGUUGAUGAAGCAGAGAAAAGGCCCCAGACAGUAGGCGCCUCCCUUCGAACCCGUUGGCUCUUUGGGGGAACAAAUUACCGAAGGAUGAUUGAACCACUGGACAUAGCUGAUUACUACAACAAGGGAAAAGAAGACUACAGAAAUCAAGGAAGGCCUAAACAUUACAUAAAAUUGGAGCAAUGGUUGAAUGAAACAGCAGAACCUGCAGGUGUUCCAAAUGAAUUGAUGAAACAGAACGUGGUGUCCAUUCUGACGGAGGAUUCUUGCUUUUGGGCACAUGUUGAGGAGGCUCUCAUUUCAUGCAAAUUGCUGACUGGCACAGGAUCAAGUGAGAUGGAGAAACAAUCAUCAAGGGACAGCCUAUUUGAGUUUGAAAACUAUGUAUAUGGUUUGAUUAAAAAUUAUACAGUAUCACCUGAGAUUUUCUUGCGGGGAAGCAGCUUCAUGCAAUGGUGGAGAGAGUAUGAAAAAAUUAUGGGAACUUCUUAUAGUUCAGAUCUCACUAAGCUAAUGAAGGAUUACAAGAAUUACGACAAGUAUGCUACGGGCUCCCUAUAGAUUUUCUGAGAGAUUUCAAUAUCUAUGUCUGCACUUUCCUUCAAACUUGUCUUGCUAUCAAAAGUUCUUCUCCAAUAAAUUAAAUUGUAAAUUGUAAAUUGAGGACAUCAUCUUUUCAAUUAUUAUUAUUACUAAUCAUGGAUUUGCACCA
This is a messenger RNA of Quercus robur (English oak), 2035 nucleotides long. Its product is annotated as senescence-associated carboxylesterase 101-like. The coding region runs from base 151 to 1884 and encodes 577 amino acids. The transcript is spliced from 4 exons. NCBI's taxonomy places the organism in Eukaryota, Viridiplantae, Streptophyta, Magnoliopsida, Fagales, Fagaceae. Gene Ontology annotation, biological process: lipid metabolic process; defense response. Gene Ontology annotation, molecular function: carboxylic ester hydrolase activity. The record is from RefSeq and is a predicted model, not a curated record.